Aspergillus calidoustus is the source of this 1860-nucleotide messenger RNA. Lineage: Eukaryota; Fungi; Ascomycota; Eurotiomycetes; Eurotiales; Aspergillaceae. The record is from the annotation of a GenBank genome assembly.
AUGGCACCCGGCACCACCCUUCCAUUCAACAGGCAGCUUCCCCCAGAAGUCUGCCGCGUGAUCUUCGAGUUUGCCGUCGGAGGCAAGGUUCGCGAGGGGACAUAUUUCUACCCUGAGCAACUGAAAGGAUGGCGCCUGGUGAACAAGAGCUGGAACAAGUACUUGACCCCCCUCUUCUACAGCAGCUAUGCCUUCCAUGGCAGCCCCAACAAGAUCGCGACACUAUGGCGGCUACUGCGCCUGGUCGCCACUGAUCCAGACAAGGCAGCGUACGUCAGGCAGCUGACCUUUACGGCCAUGGAGUUGGAUGAGGAGUUCAACCCACCGAAUGCCGCAGAUGUUCUCUUUGACAUAUAUCGCAAUGUCGUCGAUCCCUGGUUCAACAGACCCAUUGCAGACGUAGCCGACCUUAGCGUCGUGCGCCGCCAGCUCAACGAGACGUAUCUCGCGCCCGACGGCAGGCUCAAGCAGGAAGUCCGCUCCAAGAUUUCCACUCUCCACUACCGCACUCUCCACCAGAAGAACCGAGACUGGCUUGACGGGGUGAUGAACGACAUCGGAUUUAGCCAGGCCGGGCGUCUCGGCGAGGGUAUGGAUCAGCGCGCAGACAGGCUGCUCUUCAAGAGCGACCCCGAGUCUGGAUACCAGUGCCCGCUCGUCGCGAUCAUUCUCGCCCACUGCCCAAAGCUCAAUGAGUUGAACAUGCAGGUCUGGCCGUCCAAGGAUGACCCCUUCCUGGAUGUGAUCGUCGGCGAUGCGACGAAGAGAUGGCCUGGUCAGUCGCUCCCGCUGGUGACUCGGCCCUUGCAGCAAGUUAGGUACCUCGCCAUCGCACCCAAGCCAGAGCGCACCCUCGUCGGCAAAACGACCAACGAUCCCUUUGUCAUUGACAAGCGCCGACCCUACAUGCGUCUGCCGAACCUAGUCGAGUUCACCGCGCUCCACACCGAGACCACGAAGCAGAUCCUCGACACAAAGACUCCCACCAAGAUUACUGCACUUGCGAUCAACGGCCCCAACAUGGACAAGCUCCACCUCUCCAAAGUCCUCUCUCUAACCCCUCGCCUCCGCCACCUUACCCUCUCCCUCACAGGCGACGCGCGCAUUUUGAAAUCCAACACCCCGCGACCAACCUACCACGAAGGCCCCGCCCUCUACACGGAGCUCUGGAAAACCCUCUCCACCCUAAAGGAUCAACUCGAAUACCUCGACCUGCACCAAUGCCGCAUGCCCUACUACGAUUACCGUAAGUGGUUCGGCGACCGCCCGGACGUGAUCGUUUGCCCACCGCUCCCGGAAUUCACCAAGCUCCGCCAGCUUUCCAUCGCCCUCCUCCUGCUCACGGGCUACAACUGCCCGCACGCUGCGAACCAUACCAGCCUCUGCGCGCACCUCCCACCCAACCUCGAAUCCCUGGGCCUCUACACCUUCGGCGCAGGCCUCCUCCACAAAUACAUGCCGGAGUACCAACGCGCCCUCGCGGAGCUCGUCACCCCCUCAAACUCCCCACACCUCCACUCCGUCGUCCUAGACGACUACACGAACCGCGCGACCACUGAAGCAGGUCUCGAAGAUGAGCACGAACUCCACCAUACAAAGCUUGAGCGUGCCGCGAUUCGCCGCGGGGUAACUUAUAGGGUCGAUGCGGCGCGGUGGCUGUUUUAUGGUGGGUGGGAGACGCCCUUUGGGCAGGCGGCUGUGCGCGGCCGCUCGGAGCGCGAGUUAGUGUUCAAGGGCGGUCAUAGGGAUAAUUGGCCCCGCUGGGUUAUCCCAAGGGGGAUGACGGUCUUUGGGUUCAAGGGGAAGUUGUAUGAUCGGAGGAAACCGGCUGUUGCGAAGCCGAGGAGGAGGAGGAAUUGA